Molecule: messenger RNA, 3563 nt
Organism: Acipenser ruthenus (sterlet)
Lineage: Eukaryota; Metazoa; Chordata; Actinopteri; Acipenseriformes; Acipenseridae
Product: zinc finger protein 474-like
Exons: 3
Coding region: 677-1849 (390 amino acids)
Source: RefSeq, a predicted model, not a curated record
AUACAUGCAUUUGGCAGGCAACUAAACCUAAAGAGCCUCUCUGAACCCAUAGUCAAAUCACCUUAACACUUCCUAAAGAAAAUAUCACUUGAAGCUAUGCAAGUAUGUGCAGAAUAUACCGUAACUAGUGUUUCUGCAUACUUAUAUAUCUGAAACAAUCCUUUGUAUAAAUUAUUAUAACAUUAUUUCUAUGCAUAGCUAGUAGAUAUUGUUUUGUGUAACCAAUUUCUCUUUAUAAAAGGUGAUCAUGUAGCUGAAUUUCAUACUGAGGUCUCCAUUCUCGAAAACCACAAAUUCCACUGAAGCCUUAGAAGUAUCUGUAUCAAAUACUGAAGCUUAUAAGUUAAGGGAUACCUAAGCAAGACCAUAGGUUCCCAGAACACCAGUAAACUUUUAUGAGAACACUUUUUUGUACAUGAAGAAUAAACAAAGCUUGUUAAGGUGCAUUUAGUGUUUUUAAUAAGGUCAAAAGGUUGUCUCUGGAAAACAUUUGGAAAAACUAUCAUAGACACCAGCUUCUGACUUAAUUACAUGCCUUUUCCACCUAACCAAUUACAUACGUUAGGAGACUCCACUUUACAACCUAAAGAAGGUGCUAAGGCAAUCAACACUGGUGAACAAGAGACUAGCAAGACCCACUACUGCAGUGUUAAUCAGAAAAUCAAGUGAAUCGACCAUGUCUCAAAACAAUCUCAAACACCCCGUGAUACCCCCAAAAAGGCCAGGCUUUAGGGUCUGUUAUAUAUGUGGAAGGGAAUUCGGCUCAAAAUCAAUUGACAUCCAUGAGCCAAAAUGCCUGGAGAAAUGGCAUAUUCAAAAUGAGAAAUUACCAAGGAAUCAAAGGAGACCAGCACCUCAGAAACCAGAAGCCCUGUCUGCUGGCAGUGCAUAUGAUGUUGAGGCUAUGAACGAAGCAGCAUGGCAAAGUUCAAAAGCUCAACUUCUUCCCUGUGAAAACUGUGGCCGCAGGUUUCUGCCUGAUCGUCUCGCUGUUCAUCAAAGGAGCUGUAAACCAAAGCCAGGUGCCUUGGGACCCUCGAAAACACCAAGUAGUACCACCCUGGAAACUUUGUCCGAAAGCAUUUCAAGCUCGUCUCAAAAAGCACAACCCAAACCCCGAACCUUAGUUUGUUACAUCUGUGGAAGGGAAUUUGGGACACUAUCGCUUCCGAUCCAUGAACCAAAAUGCCUAGAAAAAUGGAAGAUUGAAAAUGACAAGUUAUCAAAGAACCUUCGCAGGCCUCUCCCACAAAAACCGCAAGCCAAUCAAACAGGGGGGGCCACAAGGGAAAAACAAAAUGAGGCUGCCUACCAGAGCUACAAGGAUCAGCUUCUACCCUGCUCUAACUGUGGCCGCACCUUUGCACCUGACAGGCUCCUUGUCCACCAGAAGAGCUGUAAGAAUAAAACUACUGGUCUCAGUGUCAAGACAGUCUCCCUCACUAAUGAGGUGACAAGUCAGAAUAAUCAAGGUACCAUCAAGAAACAAAAUAAUGGAACCUCCUCCAAACAAGCUGAGAAGCCAGCAAUAGUAAGACGGCCAGCAACUGUUGUUUGCUACAUUUGUGGACGGGAAUUUGGAUCCAAGUCUAUUAGUAUCCAUGAACCACAGUGUUUGAAAAAAUGGCACAUUGAAAAUAGCCAGUUGCCAAAGAGUCUCCAAAGAACAGAACCUAAAAAGCCUGAAGUGAGCGUGGUCACAGCUACAGGCUUCUAUGAUCUUGAGGCACAAAACCAAGCAGCCUGGCAAAAUGCCCAGGCCCAGUUGGUGCCUUGUGAUAUCUGUGGGCGGACUUUCCUGCCAGACAGACUGACUGUCCACCAGCGAUCUUGUAAACCUCGAAAAUAAAGUGGUACUACCACAUACCCUUGAUGAGAAAUUAUACAGUAGUUAUUAAAGAUGGAUGGAAGGAAAAUCUGGAAGACAUAAACUGUCUUGCACAUUCUGAGUUUUUUUUUUUUUUUUUUGUGUGUGUGUGAGACAGCUGUGAACAUUUACAGAAUUUUCCCCAUUUGGCAUUUGUCAGCAAUUAUGUCAUCAACUUACUUGUUUAACUUUGCAGUACAACACAAUUUAUGUAUUCUUUCAUUGACUGAAUCAUUUGAAGUUUAUCUUAUGGGCUUUUUUUUCUAAAGAUUUCUACAGUGUGUUAAAUGUUUAGUUAAUUGGUACUGAUUUUUAAAAUCAGGUAUAUAUAACAAGUGGCUGGUUAACGGUGGUUAAAGAAAAGGGCAUGUAACCAGGAGGUCCCUGGUUCAAAUCCCGGCUCACUCAAGGACUCACUGUGUGACCUUGAGCAAGUCACUUAACCUCCUUGUGCUCCAUCUUUCGGGUGAGAUGUUGUUGUAAGUGACUCUGCAGCUGAUGCAUAGUUCACACACCCUAGUUUCUGUAAGUUGCCUUGGAUAAAGGUGUCUGCUAAAUAAACAAAUAAUUCAUUAAUAAACAAAUAAUAUAAAUACUAUUUUUAAAAAAAUAAUGAUUAUGUGGGACUUAUAUUUAAUGUAUUGUACAGAUGUGGUCAAUAUAAAAAGGACAACAUAUCCAAGGUAAAAUUAGACAAAUAUUUUGGCUAGUGCCUUCAGCAUGACGGACUGCAAUAAAUGGUGUCAGUAACAUAGAGCCCCUCCCCCCUCCAACAGUAUGCAUGUGUCAUUACCAUGAAAAUGUUGUUUCCCAUGACCUACAUCUACUGCAUUAUUAUAGCAAAUGCUUAGGCAUGCAAUUGUUACAUCAAAGUAAGAGAAGCAGUUGCCAGGAUACAGCUUUCAAUAGUUCACCCACUUAGGCGACAGUACUGUAAUAAAUAAUGAGUGCUUUCAUAGUUCUGAUUUUGAUGAAACUGGAUAGAUGUAUAUCCUGAUUGUAAUGUAGAGUAUGUGUAGAUGACUGGAGUACUAGCCACAGACCAAAGAUCUAGACAGUAUUUGGUUUGUUCACAAAACUGUGGAAUGGAUUAAUGAUUGACCACCAAAUUCACCUGGUUGGUUUGGAGCAGUGGAAUUAAGAUGAAGAGUAUUCAGACAGUGUUUUUCCUUUGUUAUAGAACCUUUUAAUAUUUUGACCAAAGCUGUAUAUUCUAUAUGUUUGUGUAAAAUGGGAGUAAGUCACUUAACCUCCUUGUGCUCCGUCCUUCGGGUGAGACGUAAAUGUAAGUGACUCUGCAGCUGAUGCAUAGUUCACACACCCUAGUCUCUGUAAGUCGCCUUGGAUAAAGGCGUCUGCUAAAUAAACAAAUAAUAAAAUGCUGUAAUCAAAAGUGAAAUGAUACAAUUAAAACCAAUGACUUUGUUUACAUUUGACAUUGAUGCUACUAUACAGCUAUAUUAGUAUGAAAGUAUAUAUGUAACAGUGCUGUAUGUGAUAACAUUACCUUAAUAAGUAUAGAAGACUGUUAAAUCUAUUGUUUUAUUGUCUCCAUGUGCCAAAAAGUUCUACACUAAUUCACUUUACCAUCCUUUAAAUGUACUUUAAAAAAUACACAGUAACACAUCUCUAUGUACAAUAAGACUGUAUUGAUUUUUAAAUAUCAAAAUAAACAUAAUCCUAUUUUAUCACUACA